AUCGAGUUUCUGUGAAAGUGAAAGUGAAAGUUUAAUUGCACUUGUUUAGCACGUUCCUGGUGUUACAAAAGAGCUGGAAAUUCACAGAGAAUACCGAGAUCAUCAGCUGAGAAGAAUGGAUUCAGUGGGAGUGAAUGUGAUUGAAACUGCAGCUCUGGGGAGACCCUUCCAGCUGGGCAUGUUGUACGACUGCAGGAAAGAUGCUUUAAUACCAGGAAUCACAUUGUGGAAUCAAGAAAAGCUGCAGCAGAGUAUACAGACUCGUCCCCAAAUUAUUACAGAUUUCAAAGUCACAGCUUCAGACUCCAUCGAGGAAAAAUCAAACUUACUGAACAUUGGUGGCUCUCUGAAAUUGAGUAUUUUAGGAGGACUCAUCAAUGUUUCAGGAUCAGCCAAAUAUCUCAAUGACACCAAGAAGUCUUUCAAUCAACAGAGACUGACCUUACAUUAUCAUUCAACCAGCAAGUUUGAGGAACUCACCAUGAAUCAUUUGGCACCUGAAAAUAUAGUUCACCAUCAGGUGUUGGAUAAUGACACGGCCACACAUGUGGUGACAGCUGUGCUGUAUGGAGCAGAUGCAUGCUUUGUGUUUGAUCGAGAAGUUUCAUCAGAAGAGGACAAAACAACAGUAAAAGGAGAAGCAAAUGUUGCCUUCGAGAAGCUAAAAUUCAUUUCUGUAGAUGUAAAUGUAAAUCUAAAGAUGAAUGACGCUCAGAAGAAUGCAGUCCAAAAAUUCAGUUGCAUAUUUUAUGGUGACUUCCAGUUAUCGUCUAAUCCGACCUCUUUUGAAGAUGCUUUGAAGGUUUUCGUUGAUCUUCCGAAACUUCUGGGAGAAAACAGAGAACUUGCAGUUCCAGUGAGAGUUUGGCUUUUUCCUUUGGACAAAUUGCUCUCAAAAACUGUCAAACUUCAAAAAGAAAUCAGCAUGAAUCUAAUCACAAACACAGAAUCAGUAUACGAGAGUUUAAUUACAGCUGAGAUGAAAUGCAAUGAUCUUCUGAAAGACUCACCUGCUGAAGCCUUCACAGCUUUUCAUGAUAAAAUACAAGACAUGAAGCAAAACUGUUCCAACUACAAGCUGAGACUCAUGAAGAAACUGGGCUCGUUGUUGCCAAACAUCCGUGGAGACAUGAUACAGGACACAGCUCUGACCGAUCUUCUAAAAGACCAUAAUAAAUCUCCAUUCAGAGGACGUGAUCUUGAACAAUGGCUGAAAGAGAGAGAGAAAGAGUCUGACAUCAUUAAAACAUUGCUCAGACAACUCAACGAUUCUGGAGCAAAAGUAGAAAACAAUCUAGAUAAAAUCUUGAUGGAUCUAGAAGUGGAAAAUGUGGUCAGUUACACGUUCACAUCAUUGAACUGGUCAGAUGAGCUUCUUCAUAAUCAAAUGACCUACCUGAGUCCUUCAACAAAUGAGGAUACAACUGAUUCGAAGCAAAAGUCUUGGCUCACUUCUGACAUCAAAAAUACCAUGAGGAACAACCUGAAGAUAUUCAAGAGCUUGACUGACUCAAAAGAUCGUAAACCAGCUAAAUUUAUCGUUUCAUCAAAGGAAAUGAAGAAUAAUCCAGGUUCCUGCAUUCUUCUGUAUGAAAAUGGAUAUGAUGAAGCUGUUUGCUUUAGUCCUCCAUCACAACCAGCCUGUCCAGUCACUGAAGAGGUCAAAGCUCACCGUGUGGUUUUGAAGGUGUCUUCAUCAUGUCCUGCUACAGUCGAGCGCAGAUUACUGUACAAAAUGAAGCAUGAGAAAGACUGGACAUCUCAACCUGUGCUGAAGGACCAACAUACAGUUACUGUGACUGAUCUGAGAGCAGGAACUGAGUACCAGAUGAAAUGUGCAGCAGUGGGGAAACUCAACUACACCAUUGAAUCUGAUGUCAUCAGAGUCAUCACUGAGGAAAGGAACAGACGGUUUAUGGGAUACUCUGGGCUGAUAAAUGGAAAAAGCAGCAGCCUAAAUUCGGUUCUGCAAACUUUCUACAUGACAAAGGAAUUCAGGGAACACUUGGAGAGAGUGGAAAUAAGAGAUGACACUGGAAAAAUCCCCACUGAAGUGUUGAAGACAUUGUUCAGUAAACUAGAUAAAGAACAAGGUCCAGUCUCAACAACUGACAUCAGAAAAGUCUUUGACAGUGAGACAGGAAAUCGUUUGGAUUACUCACAACAGUGUCUACAUUGGAUACUCAGGAAGACUGAAUCGUCUGAGAUUUUUACAACCAUUCAUCAGAAAUCCACUAAAUGUUUGCAAUGCAACAGAAUUGAAGCAUGUACAAACAAAAUUGUUUACAUCUUACUAGACCCACAAGACUCUCAGGAUUUGGAAGAUACUUUACAGGAAUAUAUUCAUCAAAUGACAGAUUCCUCACAGGGAUUCUGUGAUCAUUGUAAAAAAACUACAAACAUGGAAAGGACAACAAACAAGAUCCAGUUUCCAAAAAUACUGAUUCUACGGUUGAAGAGAUUUAAAAAUGAAAAUUUGUUCUCAUUUUUUUUUUGGAAACGUGACACAAGAAAUGACAAUGAGGUGAUCAUUCGUCCACAGAUCAAGGUUUCCUCUCAUGAGUAUGAACUCUAUGCCAUAAUAAAUCAUUAUGGAACAAAAGAUUCUGGAUAUUGUAAUGCAGACAUCAAAUGUGAAAAUCAUCAAUGGCAUCGAUUUGAUGAAAGCCACGUGUCUGAGAGCUUUCUCAACGUGCUUUCACAAAGAAACGAGAGCUUCAAACACAGGUCUUCAACUGCCUAUAUACUCAUGUACAGGCGCAUUGAAUAAAUAAAAUAAAACUUUAUGUUGAGGUCUGAACAUCACGUGUAAUGUGAGAAAAAUGGACAAAGAGUCCUGAAAGAGGAGCUCAACAGCACAAACACUUAAAGGAAUAGUCAAGAAAAAAGGAAAUGAUGUCAUCAAUUACUCACCCUCAUGUUGUUCUAAACCUUUAUGACCGUCUUUGUUCUGUGGAACACAAAAGAGAUGUUUAGCAGAAUGUUCAUGUUGCCAUGUAGUGAUUUAGAUUAUCUUUAGAUUUAUUCAUUUACCAGAUGAUUUUAUCCCAAUAGAAAUAUCAUCAAUAUCACACUGCCAACUCCAAUGGUAUCUAGAGUUACCUUGACAAAAGCAUCAAUCUUUGAAAAGCUGUCCAUAUUCUACACACCCACAUAUAUAUUCUGUACUGUAACAUGCAGAAACAUUGUUUCUUGUUUGGCAGACAAAUUAUCAGCAGUUUAAACAUUAAGAGAAAAAUAUGUGAAUGUAAUUGACUAAAAUCCUGCAAAAUUAUUUACAUUAAAAAUCUGACAUGAUGAGAGAAUAUGAUUGUGAAUGAGUCAAUGAGAGUAACAAUAUCAGACUGUAACUGAUCAACACAAGUUAUAAAUAUGUUAUUAAUGCACCAAAUAUGCUCUAUUCUAAAGAAUACUGCAAUAUGUAUUAGACUGUGUUUUUGAAUCCUUUUCGAACAUGUUAGCUAAUUUUUCCAUAGAAUCGGUCAUGGAAAUUCCUACAUCUUCAUGUGGAGGACCACCUGUGACAAAACAAGAAAAGCAUCUUCAAAUCUGUCCAUCACCUUUAAUUUUUAAUGUAAUUGUGUGAAGAAUCAAUACUUAAAGAUGUCUCAAACUUAUCACAAUAAAGUUUGAAUUUACAUUGUAAUGUAGGAGAAA
Myxocyprinus asiaticus (Chinese sucker) is the source of this 3657-nucleotide messenger RNA. Its product is annotated as cytolytic toxin-alpha-like. NCBI's taxonomy places the organism in Eukaryota, Metazoa, Chordata, Actinopteri, Cypriniformes, Catostomidae. Bases 116 to 2770 code for a protein of 884 amino acids. Gene Ontology annotation, molecular function: cysteine-type deubiquitinase activity; protein binding. The transcript has 14 exons. Gene Ontology annotation, biological process: protein deubiquitination. The record is from RefSeq and is a predicted model, not a curated record.